Messenger RNA from Drosophila ananassae, 6709 nucleotides. RefSeq names its product rap guanine nucleotide exchange factor 2 (gene PDZ-GEF). Gene Ontology annotation, biological process: positive regulation of GTPase activity; Ras protein signal transduction. Gene Ontology annotation, molecular function: protein binding; guanyl-nucleotide exchange factor activity. Bases 484 to 5217 code for a protein of 1577 amino acids. The transcript is spliced from 7 exons. NCBI's taxonomy places the organism in Eukaryota, Metazoa, Arthropoda, Insecta, Diptera, Drosophilidae. Gene Ontology annotation, cellular component: apical plasma membrane; plasma membrane. The record is from RefSeq and is a predicted model, not a curated record.
GUAUAAAAAAGUAUCGAUAUAUAUCGAUACGAUGUCAACAACCCUAAGUGCAUUCCAUCUCUAGAUAGCCCUCUAUUCAAAGUGCAUUUUCUCGUUCUAAAAUAGCGUCUCGAAUCGAAAAUAAAUAGAUAAUCUCGAAUUUAAACAAUUAAAAUCGGCAAACUAGUGACAGAAAUAUUGUGGAACCCCGAUCGGCAGCCACUUUCUUCGCCAAGAUGCGCGAGUGUGAGUGAAACAAAUUCCAACAAUGCGCAACCAAUACACACAAGCGCCGCUUGAAUUUCUUUAUGCAAAGUGUACGCAACUAAAAGGGCAGCGGCGAAAGCAGUAUCAGCCAGCAGCAGCAGCAGCAGUAGGAGGAGGAAAAAUGUAAAAGCCUGCGUUGCUCGUCUAUAAAAACUAUUCCAAUUAACAAUCUCAUCGCAUAUCACAUCUGGUGGAUGGCGGCUAGAGCGCCGUAGAAGUCAGUAGAAGUAAUACCUCAUGGAUUCAUAUCACCAUAUCAGACAUUAUCCACCCUCAAGCACAAUCAGCACAGGAGCGGUGGUGGGCAGCAACACGUCAGCAAUAAACCGGCCGGAACUGCACCAAAAAUGCAACAGGGGCUCCCAUUCUAGUGACACCAGUUCGGCGUACAGUGGCAGCGAUACAAUGGCCUCCAACUACGCAUCGUCGCUGGAGGCGGAGGAGAUAGACCUCUCCGGUCUGGUCGAAUCGGUUGUGGAUUCCGAUGAGGAGGAUCUGGCGGAGAGCAUGGAUAGCUUAACGGUGCGGGAUGCAGUGAGGGACUGUCUGGAGAAGGACCCAGCCGAACGGAGUGAAGAGGAUGUGGAGGUGCUACUGGAAUUCACGCAGGGCCUGAAGGCCUUCACCAACAUCACCCUGGCCGUGCGCCGGGCCCUCUGCUCGGUGAUGGUGUUCGCCGUGGUGGACAAGUCCGGCACGGUGGUCAUGUCAGACGGCGAGGAGUUGGAUUCCUGGUCCGUUCUCAUCAACGGAGCUGUGGAGAUCGAGCACGCCAACGGCAGCCGCGAGGAGCUGCAGAUGGGCGACUGCUUCGGCAUUCUUCCCACCAUGGACAAGCUCUACCACAGGGGCGUGAUGCGAACCAAGUGCGACGACUGCCAGUUCGUUUGCAUCACCCAGACCGACUACUACCGCAUACAGCACCAGGGCGAGGAGAACACUCGGCGGCACGAGGACGAGGAUGGUCGGGUGGUCAUGGUCACGGAGCUGCGAAGCUGUGGGGCCGAUUCGGCCGGCAGUGCUGCAUCAGCGGCAGGAGCAUCUGCCAAUCUGAACACCAAGCGUGGCCACGUAGUCAUCCGGGGCACACCCGAACGACUGCUGCAGCAAUUGGUGGAAGAGAACUCGGUGACAGAUCCCACCUACGUCGAGGACUUUCUGCUGACGCAUCGCAUCUUCAUCCAGAACCCGCAGGAAGUGAGCAGCAAGCUCCUGCACUGGUUCGACUUGGAACAGGCGGACGCGCACAAGACCCAGGAGCUGCGGGACCGAGUCACUCGCGUUGUCCUCCUCUGGGUGAACAAUCACUUCACGGACUUUGAGGCGGACCACGAAAUGAUGGAGUUUCUGGAGGUGUUCGAGGCGCUGCUGGAGCGCAAGAAGCUACUGAGCCAGCUGCGGCUCCUGCACAUCGCCUGCGCGGCCAAGGCCCGCAUGCGCAGCUGCACCCUGACGCGCUCCUCCCGGGACGAGCCCCUCAACUUCCAGAUAGUCGGCGGCUAUGAACUGCGAAGCGUGGCCGCAGCCACCGGAAACGCGUCGGUGGGCAUCUACAUUUCCCACGUGGAGGCGGGAUCCAAGGCCCAGGACGUGGGUCUCAAGCGCGGCGACCAGAUCCACGAGGUCAACGGGCAGUCGCUGGACCACGUGACGAGCAAGCGUGCCCUCGAGAUCAUCACCGGCACCACCCACUUGAGCAUCAGUGUGAAGAGCAACCUGCUCGGCUUCAAGGAAAUAAUGCAGGCUCUGGAACAUGGUGGCGGAUCAGCUGGAUCCGGCGGGCUCUCCGCUGGAAGUGGCAGCUUCAAAAGUCUGCGAAGUCCACGCCGCAUAUGCGCCAACGACAUCGCGAAGCUGCACGGCCGGUCGGACAGCACCACGGACGAGCUGGCCAGCGUCGCAGCCAGCAACCGGGCUCACAUGGUGCGCCUCAGCUCGGUGGAUAUGCUGCUCGAUCAGCCGGACUGUGCGCCGCCCCAGACGCCGCCGGUGAGUGGCGGCAGUAUGGCCUCCAACUUCAUGCAGCAACUUCUGCAGAGCGUCAACAGCAGCUCGGCCAAGAAGGGGGCAGGAAGCAACUCCGGCAGCAACAUGCACUCGGACCAGCAGGACACUAAGGGCGGGUUCAUGACCCUGGCGCCCAAGCGUCGGCUGCAAAAGGCCCUGGCCAAGAUGAACCUCCUGAACAAGCAGCAGCACCACGUGGGCAGUCUCAACGACUCCUCCGACGCUCUGCUCAACGAGCCAAAGUCAAAGCUCCAGCCAGGCGGCUCGGUCAGCUCCACGCAGCCCUCGAGCAACGGGUCGGCUGGCAGUGGCCGGCUCUACCAGUCCCAAUCGAAUCCGGAUCUGACCAGUCUCAACUACGACGCCAACAGCGAGUCGGGAGGAGUGGGUGGCACCCUGCAGGCCAACUAUCUGGGCGCCCAUCUUCAUCGGCCAUCGGCGGCCAGCACCCUGACCACCAACUCGACCCAAUCCCACCUUCUGCCCGACUACCCGGAGCACGUGCUGAAGGUCUACAAGUCCGACCAGACGUGCAAGUACGUGCUGAUCUACAAGGAGACUACGGCCCACGAGGUGGUGAUGCUGACGCUGCAGGAGUUCGGCAUCCACGACCCCAGCUCCAACUUCUCGCUCUGCGAGGUGAGCGUCGGGGAGGGCGGGAUGGUGAAGCAGCGGCGCCUUCCCGACCAGCUGCAGAACCUCGCGGAGCGCAUCAGCUUCGCGUCGCGCUAUUACCUCAAGCUAAACGACAGCACGGAGCCCCUGGUGCCGGACGAACUGGCGCUGGAGUUGGUGCGGGAGUCCGGUGUCCACUUUCUGCAUCUGAACGCCUACGAGCUGGCCAUACAGCUGACGCUGCAGGACUUUGCCAACUUCCGCCAGAUAGAGUCCACCGAGUAUAUUGACGAGCUGUUCGAGCUGCGCUCCCGGUAUGGAGUGCCCAUGCUGAGCAAGUUCGCCGAGCUGGUCAACCGGGAGAUGUUCUGGGUGGUGAGCGAGAUCUGCACGGAGCACAACAUUGUGCGGCGCAUGAAGAUCGUGAAGCAGUUCAUCAAAAUAGCUCGCCACUGCAAGGACUGCCGCAACUUCAACUCCAUGUUCGCCAUCAUCUCGGGCCUGGGACACGGGGCCGUGUCCAGACUCCGGCUGACGUGGGAGAAGCUGCCAUCGAAGUAUCUGCGGCUGUUCAACGAUCUGCAGGACCUGAUGGAUCCCUCGCGCAACAUGAGCAAGUACCGGCAACUGGUGUCCGCCGAACUGCUGGCCCAGCACCCCAUCAUCCCGUUCUAUCCGAUUGUCAAGAAGGAUCUGACCUUCAUCCACCUGGGCAAUGACACGAGAGUCGACGGGCUCAUCAACUUCGAGAAGCUGCGGAUGCUCGCCAAGGAGGUGCGCCUGCUCACCCACAUGUGCAGCUCCCCCUACGACCUACUGGCCAUCCUGGAGCUCAAGGGCCAGUCGCCCUCCAACGCCCUCUUCUCGCUCAAUCAGAUGUCCGCUUCGCAGAGCAAUGCCGCUGCCGGAGCGGUGAUCGCCGCCAACGCCGGCCAGGCGACGAUAAAGCGCCGCAAGAAGUCGGCGGCGGCGCCCAAUCCCAAGAAGAUGUUCGAGGAGGCCCAGAUGGUGCGUCGGGUGAAGGCCUACCUCAACAGCCUGAAGAUACUGAGCGACGAGGACCUCCUGCACAAGUUCUCGCUGGAGUGCGAGCCGCCGCACGGCUCCACCUACUCGGGCAGCAUCUCCCACGGCAGCAACUCCCACCGCAGCGUGGGCAACUCCAGUGGCAUUGGUGGCAGCAGCUCCGGCGGCGGGGGAGGCGCCAGCUCCAGCCUCAACGCCGGCGAUCAACUGAGCAUAUACUCACAGACCAGCUCCAGCUCGGCCCCCAAUUCGUCGCUUUCCCUGCGAAAGCGGCACCCCAGUUCGCCCACCCUCUCCACCACCAGUUCGACCAGCUCCACCAGCGAUCAUCAGCGCCGCCAGCUGCACAACAACGGGCCCAAGUUCGGCACCGCCUCGCCCCAGGCCGUCAAGAAGAUGCUAUCGUUGUCGGAGUCCUCCAAGAUUCGCCCCCACCAGCCGUUCGUGCCGCGCCACGGCUCAGCCCUACCCGGCGUCAUCCCCCCACUCCACCACAUGCACGCGGCCCACGGCUUUAGUACGCCGGCAGGAGUGCCCAGCGGAAUGGCCACCUCCCCUGCAGCCGCUGCGGUGGUCAGCUCUCAGUGUACUCCCACUCCGAGUCCCUGCUCCCAUCGACGCCUGGCAUCAGCAGGCAACAUCAUGCCCACUCGCGCCAUCCACGAGCGCUCCCACUCGGAUACUCCUGCCCCGCCACCACCCCUGCCGUCGGUCGAUCUCUCCCUGGAGAGCAGUAGUGUGACUACCUUUCGCGAACUGCCACUGCGCAAAUCCGUGACAUCCGGUUCCAUAUCGUCGUGCGACAGUGGCUAUGCCCAUCAGCAGCAGCAGCAGCAGCAGCUCCACCACCACCACCAGCAUCAUCACAACCCACAAUACCAACAGCCAAUGGCAAGUGCACAGUACGAGAUCACCUCGCCGGUGUACACGGUGGCCGACUGCCGGCUGCUCCAGCAGAUAUCGAACAGCGCUGUGACCCGCAACCUGAACAGUCCCUGCCAGAACACGAACACAGCACCCAGCACACCCACCCCACCACUGAACCAAACCACAGCAACUAUCCAGCUCUCUGCACCGCCAACGGCAGCGGCAUACAUGCAAAUGCGCAGCCAGCACCACCAGCAGCAACUCCAGAAACAGCAGCAAUCUCUGGCCAUGCCACCGCCACCACCUCCGCCGUACAAUGUGCCACCGAUGGCCAAUCUGUACCAUCACCACGGUAGUGCCGGCAACGAGCACCUCAAUCACAUACACGGUGGCCCGCCAAAUUUUAUGGAUAACACCAAGUGUACCAUAUGCUCCAUGCCACCCAUGAACCCAUGAACCCAUAAUGAAUCAAACUGUGCUGUUUUAUCCGCUAACUUUAAAAUUAGUUAUUUGUGAGUAUGCCAGGUGUAGAAGCGAGAGUGUUUUAGGCUUUUUCUUAUAAAUUUUACAAAAUAAUAACUCAAAUAAAAAAGACUUUUAAAGAGGAAACCACAUACCAUUAAUGAAGAAACAGAAAUUUAAGAAAUAAACUUAUGGAAUACCAAGUAUCUCAAUAAGUUCUAAAGUUACGAAAAUCUAUAAAGUUCGUGCAAUAUUUUAAAUCUAUUUCUUUCAAUUAAUUUCCACAGAAAAAAGGCAAAUUAAAACCAUGAAACUAUUUUUAAUUAUUCUUUUCUUUGUUGAGUACAUAAAACACACGUUUUUCUCAAAUAUUUAAAAUAAGGAGAGUAAUUCUCAAAAAAGGAAUUUAAUAGAAUAGGAACAAGGAUAUAUCUUCCACAUUCCCCCAGAUCUAAGUGUCGAACCUGAACCAUACUACUUAUAGACAGAACUGUAUAUUAAACAAUUAAAUUAAAAGCACUAUUUCUCUCUAUGUACACUGCAAAAAAAACAAAGAAUACUUAAACAUAAUUUUCCGAAAAGAUUACAUAUAUCUUUUCUGGUUUUAAUUUGUCUUUUUCUAACAUUUGUCUAAAAACAUGAAACUAAAAUAUAAUUUCAAUAACCUUUCUCACUUUUACCCUUAAAAUUCAAUAAAAAAAUAAUAAAACAAAUAUUACCUGACCGCUCCUAUGGCAGCUAUUUAGUAGUUUUUUAUAACUUCCUUCGUCAGCUUAGAUAUCAGUCUUAUAAUCUUAGCUCCUAAAGGCAGUAAAUGUCUAGACAAGGACUGAAAAAUAUGGCCUUUUCUGUUUAAGAAUAUAUAUAGAGUUUUUGGGGUAAACUUUCUUAAACUAAUUUAAAUAAAUAUUCAAAUGUGGUCUCCUCUUUAAACCAGUUUUGAAGUUCUUUCAACCAAAAUAUAUAUUUUUUUAACUAUUUAUAAGAAAAGCUUGCAAAACACUCUCUUAGAAAACAUAAAGGAGGGCUUCGAACUAAAAAUAUAAUUUUGUAUUCGUAUAUUUUUAGUAAAUAGAGUUGCCAAAAUUUGUUAAGGUUGUGGUUUCGAUUAAAUCCAAUCAUCUUUCCGCUACACCGAAGCAUAGAGCACUGUCUGGAAUGUAAUAAUUAGCCUACGAACUUAUUAUAAUUUAGCCAAAUUCCAAACUCCUCCUGAAGCUCCACAUUUGAUUGCCUUUUCUCUUAAAAGAAGAACAGUCUGCAGGCAGACCCCCUAAGCAGACCUAAAUAUAAUGUUUCUUAAGAGCUUGUGUCGGCAUUUAGAAGUGUAAGAACCUAAGAUACGAAUUUCAAUGCCCAAUGCCCAGCACAAGAAAUCAUAGCUCUCACAUUAAUUCCACUAAUCAGUACACACUUUCACCUUUCGCGCUUUUUAUGCUUAUGUACAAGUUUGCUACUACAUACUAUAUAUACGUUACCUUGAAAA